AUGGAUGAAAUCAAGCCCGACUGGACCAGUCUUCCACACCACAUCCUCCUCUUUAUCGCAAGCUUUCUCCCCACACCAUUUGACGUCAGCCGUCUUUCUGCCGUCUCUCGUCUGUUCCGAUACCUACUGCCUCCUCCUCGUCCUGUAAUACUCAAAUUUCCUCGGUCCAUUUUGACAGACACUGACUUUCUCACAGGCACAGACCUCGUUUUCAAUUACCCCAUCAACCCUAAAGAUAAUAUAUACGUCUUCGUCGAGUCUGUGGUUUAUGCCAUCAAGCCCAUUGACAAAGAAGCCUCUCCAACUCCAAUAUGGCUGGUCAAAGUCGAAGAGUCCAAACCAGGAAGAGUGCAAAUCAAGGACCCCCUCACUAAACUUUGGUUUAAAAACCUGCCUAAAAUUUUACCCAAGUCUUUAAACUUGCUCGAUUAUCAGGUUCAGGAAAUAACUCGAUCCUACUCUUUAGUGUCACUUGCUGUCCUGGGAAGUGGCGACGACCCUAAUGGGAUAUACAAAAGACAUGGCUCUUUUCAUAUAAAAGCGGUUUAUACUUCUGAUCUUGAUGAGACCGAUGAUGGGUUUGCUGUCAUGGCGAGGUUUACAGGACCAAUGCUGAGUUUAUGGAGAAACGUGGACAAGAAAUGGAGUCAUAUAAACAUGGGGCUGGCCGUUCCUCAGUAUAUUUGGGAUUUUAUUUAUCAUAAUGAGAAAUUCUAUGCUGUGGCCACUACUGGUUUCACUCUGAUGGUGGAUUCUAAAUCUCUGACUGUUACUACAUUUUUGGACCCUCCUAAGAGUCUGAAACGUUCGUCCAUUCUGUACUUUGUAGAGGCGUCUGGAGAUUUGCUGUUGGUUGCCAGGAGUGACAAAUUUAAGGAUCAGGAGGAUUUUUUAAUGGUAUUUAAGCUUGAUGAGAAGAAAGCUGAGUGGGUCGAGAUGGUGGAUGGAGAGGAGUUGAAGGAGAAGAUAAUAUUUCUGAGCGAUGAUGAGAGUUCAUACUGUGUUUCUGCUAGAGAGCUGCCUGGAUGCAAAGGAAAUUCGGUUUAUUUUGUAGAAAAUAAGCUUGUUUAUUUUAGUGCAAGUCUAGAUGGCUAUCCGAUGAAGGAUGCUUGGGGGGUUUUUAGCUUUGAUGAUGGAAAGAUGGUGAAUCUUAGAGAUUUUCCAGGCUAUUCUAACCCUUUCUGGCCUCCACCAUCUUGGUUGCAGCUUGAAGCAGUGCCUCACAGGAUGAAUACUGGGGACUCUAAAACGCCAAACAAACAUAAUUUGUUCCUCUGUUAUUAG
Molecule: messenger RNA, 1284 nt
Organism: Mangifera indica (mango)
Lineage: Eukaryota; Viridiplantae; Streptophyta; Magnoliopsida; Sapindales; Anacardiaceae
Product: F-box protein SKIP23-like
Exons: 1
Coding region: 1-1284 (427 amino acids)
Molecular function (GO): protein binding
Source: RefSeq, a predicted model, not a curated record